AUGAUCUGGCUGAACUACAGCAACAUCAUGCGGGUGGAGGGGUACAGCAUGAUCGAGCACAUGGAGGUUCUUUACAGACGGUAUCUCGAAUGGGCUGACAGGUUGCCGCUGGAACUGGUGCGGAGUGGAGAGAGCGUUCACCAUGUUCUGAUUCUGCACAUUUACUUCCAUGCGUUUGUGCUGGAUCUCUUCCGUCCCCUGGUCCAUCACGGCGACGCCAUGCGAGCCCGGCUCGAGUCUUUUACCUCCCCGCAAGCGACUCCCGAGGCCAUCUGCCUCGCUUCAGCAACCCAACUAGGCCGGAUCGUGACCACGUACCUCCAGGGGUGCAGCUCCGCGUACCACAGCUUCCCUUGGAGCACGGCGCUUCUCUACUUUGCGAACGCCGUCAUGCGAGAACUGGGGCGCGCCGCCGACACUUCCGAGAAGCUGGCCGACUUGCGCACAUGCAUCUUCGGCUAUCAGAGGCUACAGCGCUCGUUCCGGCUGUCGUAUGGGAUCAUUCGCAGUCUGCUGUCGAUGGCGCUGCGGGAAGGGGUCGUGGGGUCAUCGGAGGCGAGAGCCAUCAUCAACGACACGGAUGAGAGGGCGAAGCAUCAUCGGGGACAUGGCGAGGUCCAGGCGCCGUUUAUCGUCGAUCUCGACCUAGGAACGUUGGAUCCGGUGGCGACGCACGUCGACAGGCUGGCGGCCGAGUUCGAGGAGCUCGCGAUCUUCAACGAGUUUACAGUGGUCUUUUUGGGGCGGGAGGCGACGAACACCUCGACCCAUGUUGUGGGUUCUGAUACGGAAGGCUGA
Molecule: messenger RNA, 798 nt
Organism: Colletotrichum destructivum
Lineage: Eukaryota; Fungi; Ascomycota; Sordariomycetes; Glomerellales; Glomerellaceae
Exons: 2
Coding region: 1-798 (265 amino acids)
Source: RefSeq, a predicted model, not a curated record